This is a messenger RNA of Drosophila navojoa, 892 nucleotides long. RefSeq names its product U6 snRNA-associated Sm-like protein LSm11 (gene Lsm11). The record is from RefSeq and is a predicted model, not a curated record. Gene Ontology annotation, cellular component: U7 snRNP. Gene Ontology annotation, molecular function: U7 snRNA binding. Gene Ontology annotation, biological process: mRNA 3'-end processing by stem-loop binding and cleavage. NCBI's taxonomy places the organism in Eukaryota, Metazoa, Arthropoda, Insecta, Diptera, Drosophilidae.
AUGGUCAUUCAAAUCAUAAUCGAAUAAUUGCAUUCAAAUUUCAAUAGCAGUAUAAGAGAGGGAAUAUCACUCUUAUUUUUGUUGCUUACAGUAAGAUAGUAAACAUGUCCGAUACAACAAAUGAUGUGGAUGGUAACAAUGCGGAGGAGCUGGAUGUGGGCAGUGAGCGAUUCAACCCCUUGCGUGCGCUAUAUGCAGCCGACUUCAAGGUUACGGAUAGAGCGCCAAAAGUCCUAUAUCAAAAUCUUGCCGCAUUUGAAAGUGCUCUUGUAAAGGUUGGCGUUUGGCAGUUGAAUAAGAGACCCAAAAACAAUGAGCAACCGAAGGCAACAAGUAACAAAAAUCCCUUUAACUCAUCCUCGAAUGUGGAUGCGUUAAGUGAACGACGUUUCCAGCCGCAUCAAAUGCCCGUAGAGGGAGUGGCGAAAGUAAAAUAUCACAGGAAUCUGUUCACGCAUAUGGCCAGUGCGGAAGGCCCCUUGGCAUAUCUUAAAAAGCAUUUGCCCGGCGAGGAGAAACAAGACAUAACGCGUCUGCGGGUUUACCUACGCAAGGAGCACUCCAUUGGUGGCCGUAUCGAGGGGGACCUUGUCGCCUUCGACAAGCAGUGGAACAUAUUGCUAAAAAACGCUGUUGAGGUCUGGCAGCGUCGCAAAUAUAAGUUUGGCAAGCAAGACAUUUGUGGCGCAGCAGCAGAAGGAACAGAGGAAUGCGUCGAUCGACUUCGACGAUUGGGAAUCACAUUGCCUGAAGUUCACGCGAAAAGCUUAAAUCGUAAGAACGUACAGCUGCGGCGUGAGCUGCCGCAAGUGAUGAUUCGCGGAGAAAACAUAGCUUUAAUUACAUUUAUUAGCAAGUCAAAAGAGUAAAAUUUCAAUUCAUUCAUUUGCAA